This is a messenger RNA of Trichosporon asahii var. asahii CBS 2479, 2601 nucleotides long. RefSeq names its product OPT oligopeptide transporter. Gene Ontology annotation, molecular function: oligopeptide transmembrane transporter activity. Bases 1 to 2601 code for a protein of 866 amino acids. Gene Ontology annotation, biological process: transmembrane transport. The record is from RefSeq and is a predicted model, not a curated record. NCBI's taxonomy places the organism in Eukaryota, Fungi, Basidiomycota, Tremellomycetes, Trichosporonales, Trichosporonaceae. The transcript is spliced from 4 exons.
AUGCCUGUCGGCUCCCACGACGCCGAUGACAUCGACAUGGAGAAGGAGAAGCUUGGCGUGUACACGGACGACCUGCUGUCGAACGGUCACAUUCAACUGACGCGCGACGAGCUGCUGGACCUCGAGUCGCAUCUGCCCGAAAUGCCACCCGACAAAGCCCUCGAAGUCCUGGCAGAAAUCUACCGCAUUCACGCCCACGACCCGCGCUACAGUGCCGAGACUCUGCACCGGAUCCAGCAGUUCACGACCGAGUACGACAAGAUCAUGAACAACCCCGGAGAGUACGACCAAUUGAUCUACGAAAUGCGCAUCUUCGCGCUGCUCUGUACGAUCUCCUCCCCGUACCCCGAAGUCCGUGCUGUUGCAACCUCAGUAGACAACACCGAGGAGGCCUCGCUCACGAUCCGCGUGUGGGUCGUCGGCACUAUUCUGUCCGCCAUCGGCUGCGUAAUCAACGCCGUCUUCGCUCUCAGGUACCCCACCAUCUCGAUCGGCUCGAACGUCAUCCAGCUUGUCGCCUACCCCAUUUGCGUUGCUUGGGGCAAGAUCAUGCCGCACUGGCACAUCUUCGGCUACCCCCUGAACCCCGGCCGCUUCACCCGCAAGGAGCAUUUGCUCAUCACAAUGCUCUCCGCGCUCGGAAUGGCUUGGCCUCCGACCCAACAUCUCAUCUUCGUUCAAGCCAUGCCUCACUGGUUCAACCAAAGCUUCGCACGCAGCCCGGGUUAUCAAUUUUUAGGGGCUUUGGGAACGAAUAUGAUGGGCUACGGCUUCGCGGGAUUGACAAGACGCUUCCUGGUGUACCCCUCGUACUGUGUUUGGCCGACAAGUUUGGCGACGAUCGCGUUAAACAACGCUCUUCACGAUUUUGGCGGCCGCAGCACCCCGGUUCUCGGUCCGGGACGCACCACGUGGCGCGCAUCUAUGUUUAAGUGCUUCUGGGUCGUCUUUGGCAUCUAUUUUGUGUGGUAUUUCUUCCCCAGUUACAUUUUCCCGAAUUUACAACUUUUCGACUGGAUUGCGUGGAUCAAGCCCACCAACGGCAACCUUGUGGCACUUACCUCGGUCAACUUCGGAGCCGGCUUGGGUCUUAACCCCUUCAUGACUUUCGACUGGGGUACGCUCAGCAACUCGGGAGGUAUGACGCCCAUGUUCGUGCCCAUCAACUUCCUUGCCGGCUUGUCGAUCGCGAUGCUCGUCGGAAUCAUCUUCUACUACACCAACGCCUACAACACCUCGUACCUGCCCAUUAACUCGCCCAAGACCUUUGACAACAAGGGCAAGUCGUUCACUGUUACGAACAUUGUCGACAAGUGGGGUGUGCUCAUCCAGGACAAGUAUCAGCAAUACUCCGAGCCGUGGAUGAGUGCCACACGCUGCGUCUCUUUCAUCGGCAUGUUCAUGUACACGUCCGCCACAGUGGCGCACACCCUGCUCUACAACAGGCACGAGAUGAACAUCGGCUUCCGCAGCGCCUGGCAGGACUUCAAGCGCUCAUGCAGGAACAUCAAGAACUUCAUCCUGCGCCGCCCCGUCGACCAGGAGGCGCUCCAGCAGGAGAAGAUGGCCUUCGGAGACGACAUUCACUACAAGCUUAUGCAGGCGUACCCCGAGGUGCCCGAGUCAUGGUACAUGGCGGUCCUGAUCAUCUCCAUGGUCUUCCUCAUGGUGUGCCUGGGUGUUUACACUGAGGUCACCCCCGCCGUCGUCCUCUUCGCCAUCCCGAUGACCGUCAUCUUCACCAUCCCCAUCGGUAUCGUCACCGCCGUCUCUGGCCUCGAGCCCUCGCUCAACACGAUCAGUAUGCUUAUCGGAUCGGGUAUUGCUGGAGGCGACACUCUGCUCGUGCAGUACUUCAGAAUGUGCGGUUCUGAGCCUGCUUACCACGCGAUCAACUAUGCGAACGACCUUAAGCUGAGCCACUACGUCAAGAUUCCUCCCCGUCACAUGUUCUACGUCCAGAUGUGGGCUGGCUUCCUCGCCACGAUUAUGACAGUCUCUCAGUGGAACUGGCUCAUGGACAUUCCUGACGUGUGCACCGAGAAGGCGCCGUUCCGCCUGAUCUGCCCCGCCGGACAGAGCGACUACUCCAACUUCAUCUUCUGGGGCACGAUCGGAGCUCCCCGUCUCUUCGGCAGUGGCAAGCGCUACACUGCGCUCCUCGUCGGGUUCCCGCUCGGCAUUGCGAUCCCCGUCAUCUUCUUCCUGCUGAAGAAGCGCUGGCCGCGCUCCUCGUUCCUGCAGUCGACACACCCGCUGCUCUUCGUGCUGUCAUUCGGAUGGGUCAGCGCCGCAAGCUGGGGCAACUACGUUCCCGGCCUGUUCAUCAACUACUUCUCUUGGAACUACCUCAAGCGCAAGUACCUCGAGUUCUGGAACAGGUACAACUACGUCACGCUCGCUGCGCUGUCGGCCGCGAUCUCCGUCAACGCCCUCAUUGUCUUCUUCGCGCUCGUGUUCCCCGGCGUCAACUUCCCGUCCUGGUGGGGCAACCCCGCCGACGGGCAGCCCGGGUGCAUCGGCGCCUGGACCGACUCGUGCCGCCUCAAGCCUAUCCCUGCCAAGGGCUACUUCGGAGCGGACCCCGGCCACUUCACUUAA